AUGGCAAGUCCGUCUUCAUCAUGUUCGCCCUCUUCAUCUGCGGUAACCAUCCCAAUACCUGGCAAGUCGAUUUUGAAGCGUCCUCCACCCACGCAAACUGGUAUCCUCUCUCGAAUCAAGGGUCUUCUUCCAACACAAUCUCUUACUUCCGCCAGUGACGACAUCAAACCUCUAAAGCGCGCCCAUUUUAUACUUCCCAAACUUGUCACAGUUUACCCUAUAUCCUCCAUCAACCCUCCGUCAACACCCGCGCUCAAAGAUGAGAAACGGGCAAUUGAAGAGAGAGAGAGAGAGAGACGCAGGAGAGUUGUCAGAGGUAACUCUAUUGGCCCGAACGAAACCGAAGAGUGGUGGAAUCUGGACAAGGUGGAAUCGUUCUACAGGGAGUGUUGCGCAUCAAGAGAGGAAGAGCCAGAUCCCGCGAUUUCUGCUGCCUUUAAGCGCGCAUCAGCCACAAACCCUCGGUCCGUUGAUCUGUCCGGUGUACAAUUGACACCCACAUCUGCCGCAAUCCUCUCUGACGUGUUUACGAUUGAGUGGGGUCUUCGAAAACUCACCCUUCGAGAGUGUGAUUUGGACGACUAUAAAUUGAAACUUAUGCUUCACGCGCUGCUUAUACCUGGCACUCUCGUUUUCCUGUCCGUUGCGUCAAACCGUCGCCUAAAAGCACCUGCAUUUAAAGUGCUUGGGUUUUAUGCCUCAAAAGCAAAAAGUCUACAGUUCCUCGACCUCUCACAAACAAAUCUGGACAAGAAGGCAGUAGACUAUAUCGUAGUCUCAUUGACAACAGCACCUGAGCCUGGUUUAAUCACCCUCCGUCUAGACGACUGUUCUCUCAGGGUACCAGCGCUGGAUGUACUUGCCCGAGUUAUUCGUAAUUCAUCUCUUCGCAACAUCUCUUUGCGCCAUAAUCGCAUCAAUGCAACGGGAGCUGUCGCCCUUGCUCUCAUGAUCCGAGACUACCCAGACGUGGUCCCUACUACUCCCAAUUCAUCUACCUUUCCUUCACAAGGAACCAUCAUCUCUUCGCCGCCUUCCUCGCCGAUUCCCCCCUUUGCCCAUCUACCUCCUCCGUCACCUGUUACCCGUACAGGACCUGUACCGCCUCCUCCACGUCAUCCAUCGUCCUUGCCUCCUCAAACGACUUACACGCCGUAUGUACCUCGUACUCGCCGAGGUGCUGCAGCAGCACAACCUCCCCCGCUCUCGGCUUCCGGUCAGCCCGUCCCUAUCAUCACGUCAAAUCCACAGGGUGGUGUCACUACUCGCCAUCUUGCACCAAGUACCGGGUCUCAACGGUCGGAGGGCGGACUCCAUCCCAAUGGUACGACUCACAGGCAUAAUGUCGGUCCAAGUGCUGCACUCCUGGACAAGGUGCGCGCUCUUGAUGCAUUGCCAAGACUUGGAGCUCUCCGCACGUUGGAUUUAAGAGGCAACGACAUUCGCAACGGGGUUACCUAUCUUGCACAAGUACUCAAACGAAACAGGACACUUAAGGUCCUGAACUUGAGUGAAAACAAGCUGGAUGUUCAGUGCUUGGUGGCAAUUGCCGAGGCGCUGAAAUACAAUCAUUGCUUAGAAACUUUGGACAUCAGUUGGAAUCCCUGCUCUGGUCCUGGUCUCGAAGGCAUUCAAUCAUUGCGAACGGCCUUCACAUUAAAUAACGCUCUCAAGCGUCUAUUCCUCUCCUCCACUAAUAUGACAUCGCCGGGCGCAAUCGCACUCGCAGAAUUUCUCCCUGAAUCAAACUCCUUGCUCCACCUAGAUCUCACAGACAAUAGCUUGGACAUCGCUGCCAUUAUGGCGCUCAACUCGGGACUUAAGGCUAAUCACACGAUGCGGUGUCUCGACGUCAAUAUACCUCCGGAUGAUGAGGAAUUUGCCAGAAUGUGUCGUGAAAUUCUCAACACUUGUAUCCGGAAUACGGAGGAAGCGGAAAAAGCGGCACAUGUUUCUGAUGGACUUCGUAGUCCGGCGAGCAACCGAGGGCUUGGUAAGGGUGUGUGGAACAUGAUCCAGGAAAGUGAAUUAGCCAAAUCAAUACGUCAAGGUGGCGGGCUCAAGAACAAUUCUGAGAUUGUAUCAAGAGUGUAUACGUUGCUAUCUCAAAUCGAGAACUCGGUGAAUCGCCCACGGUCUAUUUCAGUCACAUCUUCAGGCGCAUCCUCUCCAACUCUCGUGUCACCCGCGGACCAAGACCUCGUUCAGCAAGCCAAGGCCACUGUCGGUGAAAUCACAGAAAAAGUGCAGACUACGACAGACGUCGCCCUUCUAGAAGAACUCCUGGGCCUCUGCGACAAAUUGAACAGUGCUAUCACACAGUUAUCAUCCGCUCCUUCGAGCAGACCACUUCUUCAUGGCCUCGGGUUAAAUAUUCCCAGCGCGGUGAUCAGUUCUGUCGACGGAGAUGCUCUACAUGAGCGCUCUGCAGAACUGUCAGAGGAUGAUACACCACUAACUCCGAAGGUAGAUAAAGGAAAAGGUCGAGCAGAACCAGAGCCGGAGGAGCCGGAGAAAGUGUUGAGUCCCACUUUCAUGAUAACCGAGUCAGAGGACGAGGAUGAAGACGACAACAGAUUCUUAGGCGAGGAGGACCAAACUAGCGUCCCUUCCCCUGUGGUUAGGUCGAAAAGUUGGGUUCAAGAAGAAGGGGAAAUCUUCCGAAAAGGUGCUGUCCUUCUCGGACCUGAAGAGAUGGAGGGAGAGUACGCUGGCGAAGAACUCCGUCGUGAGUUGUUGGAGGCCAUGGUCGAACGGCCUCCUCCUCGCGGAAUAAUCGAUGAAUUUGGCAUGGACAUGGACAUGAUUGCACCUGAAAUAGCUUCUCCUCCGCCUGGGGAGCCUCUACGACCUCCACCGCGUCCAUACGUUUCCCGUACUCGUUCCACGUCUUCCAAUGGAUCAACGGGAGACUUACAUUCUCCAAACUCGCCUACGACAUGA
Messenger RNA from Suillus subaureus, 2943 nucleotides. RefSeq lists its product as uncharacterized. Gene Ontology annotation, molecular function: protein binding. The transcript has 12 exons. The record is from RefSeq and is a predicted model, not a curated record. The coding region runs from base 1 to 2943 and encodes 980 amino acids. NCBI's taxonomy places the organism in Eukaryota, Fungi, Basidiomycota, Agaricomycetes, Boletales, Suillaceae.